Vicia villosa (hairy vetch) is the source of this 2003-nucleotide messenger RNA. RefSeq lists its product as uncharacterized. The coding region runs from base 355 to 1851 and encodes 498 amino acids. Lineage: Eukaryota; Viridiplantae; Streptophyta; Magnoliopsida; Fabales; Fabaceae. The record is from RefSeq and is a predicted model, not a curated record. The transcript has 7 exons. Gene Ontology annotation, molecular function: metal ion binding.
GAGAAACACAGCAUUUGUUCAUCUAUGAAACUGAACUUUGGUAGGCGAAGUAAGAAAGAGGAACACGAUUCCUAAAUCUGAAACUCUUCUCAAAAUCGAUUCAUUUGCGAAUCUUUUUGCGUUGGAAUUUGGCGUCAAUUACAACUCAAGCUUAAUUGAGGGCAGCUGGCAACUCAUUUUUAUUAGAAGAUCCGGAACAACAUCACCCAUUUAGGAAUUUGGUAAUACGCCGCUUGCGCUAUUUGUGAAGUCACCGUGAGAGUGAAGUUGUUGAGUAUAUAGAUAUUAGGGUGUGUUAUUUGCUGUUUAACCCUGCUGCUAUUUAUAAUCCGAGAAGAAAAAUUAAAGAGAUUAAUGGGUAAUCCAGAGUUGCCAAAGAAAAGAGUAGCCUUUGUGUUGAUUGAUGGGUUGGGUGAUGUGUCGCUGCCAAGGUUGGGAUACAAGACGCCUCUUCAGGCAGCAAAACUUCCCAAUUUAGAUGGGAUAGCAUCUGCUGGGGUUAAUGGAUUGAUGGACCCUGUAGAAGUUGGCUUAGCUUGUGGAAGUGAUACUGCUCAUCUUUCACUAUUGGGUUAUGAUCCUCGAGUUUAUUAUCGUGGUCGAGGGGCAUUUGAAUCCAUGGGGGCUGGAUUGGCCAUGUCGCCUGGUGAUAUUGCUUUUAAGUCAAAUUUUGCAACUCUUGAUGAGAAAACUGGAGUUGUCACUAGUAGGAGAGCUGACAGGCACUUUGAAGAAGAAGGCCCCAUACUAUGUGCUGCCCUUGAUGGAAUGAAGCUUCCAUCUUUCCCUCAAUACGAAGUCAGAGUCAGGUAUGCUACAGAACAUAGAUGUGGAGUGGUUGUUAAAGGACCAAAUUUGAGUGGAAAUAUAUCUGGGACAGACCCGUUAAAGGAUAACCGCUUACUUUUGAAAGCAGAAGCUUUAGAUGAAUCUCAUGAAGCAAGGAACACUGCGGAUGUAGUUAAUGAGCUGUCCAAGGAAAUAACGAAAAUUUUGGUUUCUCAUCCUGUCAAUGCUCAACGUGCUGCAGAAGGGAAGAAUAUUGCAAAUGUCGUCCUUUUGAGAGGAUGUGGCAUUCGAAUUGAGGUCACGCCAUUUGCAGAUAAACACGGUUUGAGGCCAUGCAUGGUAGCUCCAACAAAAAUAAUUGCUGGUCUAGGCUUAUCACUUGGUAUUGAUAUCCUAGAAGCUCCUGGAGCAACUGGAGACUAUCGAACUCUACUAACUUCGAAAGCAACAGCAAUAGCUAAGGCGCUCUCGGCUCCUUCGCAGUCUUGCCCACGAGUUUUUGUACCUGGACAGGAUGAGCAUAAAGCAGGCCCCUCAGAUGGCUAUGACUUUGGAUUCCUUCAUAUUAAGGCAAUAGACGAUGCAGGCCAUGACAAAGCAAGUAUUCUCAAAGUCAAAGCAUUAGAAGCGGUUGAUACUGCAAUCGGGCAGUUGGCAAGAUUACUUUGGGAAGCAGAAUCAACCAGAAAGUUUCAGUUUUUCCUUUGUGUCACAGGAGACCAUUCUACGCCAGUAGAAUAUGGUGAUCAUAGCUUUGAACCAGUUCCGUUUUCUAUUUGUCGGUUAAAGGACUUUGUAGGUGCAAUUGGCGAAUCCGUUAUUCGUAAAACUUCUCUCGAUCCAUUUCCUCUUCCAAGUGUUAAGUCUGGCGAAGACUUGGCUUAUGAUUUGGAAAGUGAAGAUAGAGGAGGUAAACGCUCUCAAUCUUAUAGCGGCGACUCAGUAUAUGAAUUAAACGAAAUCGCAGCUGCAAGGGGAUGUUUGGGGCGUUUCCCCGGAGGAGAAAUGAUGGGAAUUAUAAAGAAUUUCCUUAACCUAGAUGCAAAAGCUUUUCCAAAUUAAAGCUUUUUCUGUUUUGUUCUGAAAGCAAGUGAUAUGGGUGCAAGAGAAAAAAUUAAUCAAAUUUUGAGCUUUUCUACUAUUGCAAGUCUUUUCUACAAAUAAACAAUGUAAACUCAGCUUAAAUAAAUCUAACACUGUUACUAUUUAUUUUA